Diachasma alloeum is the source of this 1844-nucleotide messenger RNA. It is a transcript of the gene YL-1, whose product is annotated as vacuolar protein sorting-associated protein 72 homolog. Gene Ontology annotation, molecular function: ATP-dependent H2AZ histone chaperone activity. Gene Ontology annotation, biological process: regulation of DNA-templated transcription; chromatin remodeling. Gene Ontology annotation, cellular component: nucleus. The record is from RefSeq and is a predicted model, not a curated record. The coding region runs from base 393 to 1616 and encodes 407 amino acids. NCBI's taxonomy places the organism in Eukaryota, Metazoa, Arthropoda, Insecta, Hymenoptera, Braconidae. The transcript is spliced from 2 exons.
GGUAGAGCAGACUGCGAAAACAGUCGUGUUUUUGUUUAUGGGAAUUCGCUUUGUGAGGGAAAUGGUUCAUUCAACUUGGAAAAGACAAAGAGGAUUAUUUAUUCACACGAGGUGAUAAAGUGCAGCAGAUUCGACGAAUGAUUGUUCGGGGGUUUUUCGGAUUCUCGAGCUCUCAGUGAUUGUGGGGAGAGGUUGAUUGUGGUAGAUUAUAGAGCAACAAUUGAGGGUUUUACGUUGGGAAACAUCGAUUUUGUAAUUAUUGACAUAAAAUAUUUGAAUAACGAAGUUACAGGCGUUUGUCUUGGUUAAUAAGGAAACUCAGCUCAAUAAUUGUCGAAUUAAUUGUCGAUUUCGAGUAGUACUGCAGCUGAGGUUAUUAAAAAUUAAGGACAAUGGCAUCGCAGAGGGAGAGACGUGCCAAUGCCGGCAAUAAAAUGGCAAAAUUAUUGAAUGAAGAGGAGGAAGAUGAAUUCUACAAAACGACGUACGGGGGAUUUGAGGAGGUGGAGCAGGAUAAUGAUUACAUGAUGGAGGACGAAGCAGAAGACGAGGUGGAUUCCGACUUCAGUAUAGACGAGAAUGACGAGCCAGUUUCGGACCAGGAACAAGACGAACCCAAAAAGAAGCGUAGACUCGUGACAAAAGCGUACAAAGAGCCAAAGCCAGCAGCGCCGGCACAGUCAACCCCGAAGGAGAAGAAACCAAGAGCCCCCAGAGACAAAAGAUUCCUGAACGACAGCAGAGAGAGAAAGUCGCUGCGAAGAUCCACAGCAUCAAAAUCAGCAGCAACAGCGAAGAGAUUACGCCAGAGGAACGAGGAUCAGAGAAGAAAAGUCAAAGUUCGUCGUCACGAGGACUGGAAGCCCACUCAGGAGGAGCUCCUCGAGGAAGCCCUGGAGACUGAAAAAAUUAACCUGAAGUCAUUGGAGAAGUACCAGAAGCUGGAGAGUGAGAAGAAGAACGUGAGGACUGUCAGGAAGACCCAUUCCCACCCCAUAAUUCGUUAUCAGUCGUUGGCAAUGCCUGUGAUGGUUUUGAAGAAUCUAGCUGAAAAGGAAAAGGAAAAAGAGAAGGGGAAAGCAGCUGAUGGAGACGAGGGAAAGCCCAGUGACUCUGAUGCCAACACCAACGACCCUGAGAAAUCAACACCAGAGGAGUCCGGCAAAUCGGAGGAACCAGACAAAGAGACUGAUUCAUCCAAAAAAACAAAUUCAUCAGAGAAGACAGAGGAGGUCAAUGGCCCAGAGGUCGAGGCUGAGCAGACUGGCGAACGAUACGAGAGGACUUUCAUAACUUUCGAGACUGAGAAGAUGUUCCAGAAGGCGUUCAAGAGGAAACCCCAGCCCAGGCCCACCCUCAAGUCCCUCUGUGCAAUCACGAGACUGCCAGCCAAGUACAUAGAUCCAAUAACGAAUCUACCUUACAGGAAUGUUCAGACAUUCAGAUUGCUGCGAGAGGCGUAUUAUCAGCAACUCGAGGCUCGUGCUGAUGCUAAUGAUGCGGCUAGUAACCCAGAGUUGACGAAGUGGCUGGAGUGGAGGCGUCAGUAUCAACAGGGGGGAGUGCAGAAGAGCACUGUACGACUUGAACCUGCUUCAGCGUACUCCACUUCUUAGCUCGGGGACACUCCCACUGAUCUGGGAACGUCAGCUGCUUCCAAGCACAAUCCGAAUACUGUGUCGUGCUACGUCGUGCUGCUUAAUAAACAAUCCUAAGAUAUUUUUGUAGUGCGAAAGGGGGAAUUGUGAAUGAAGAAGUGAGAUCUAUAUAAUUGCUUUGUAGAUGAUGAAUCAAAUCAGUAGCGAAGUGGUAAAACGGUUCAAGUCGACUCAUCUCCCAGUUGA